UUUAAGAGUUGGUAGGUAUGCUGAGAGUGUUAGCCAUCGUUGAGUAACUUGGGAAAACACUUGCUGUCCUGAUUGGGACCUCUGAUCGAGGGCUGAAGACCUCCACAUAUAUCUGGGAACCUUCCACUGCUGCCUCAAGAUGAUGCGCAUUCGGCCGGCGGCGAGGAAUCUCGCCAGGCAACCCCUGAGAACAACAACGCCAUGUCGUCAAAUCGCUUCUCUGUCCCUCCUCUCACAUCGUGCUUCCCAGCCUCGUACAGUCACCAGAGAGUAUGCGACUGAGGCUGCUACUCCGCCUAGCCCAAAUGACAUUUUCGCCAAUGGAUCCAAUGCGUACUACGUUGAAGAGAUGUAUCGUCAUUGGAAACAGGAUGCCAAAUCGGUUCACGUCUCGUGGCAAACGUACUUUGCAGGACUCGACAAGGGUCUUCCAUCAGCCUCCGCGUACACUCCACCACCAGGCAUAGCUAGUGGACCCGCUAUGGCUAGUGGCGCUGUCUCUAGUAUCGACGUCUCGGCAAACAGUGGUGAAGUGACUGAUUACUUAAAGGUUCAACUCUUGGUCCGUGCUUAUCAAGUCACUGCCAACCACGUCGCCAAGCUCGAUCCACUGGGCAUCGCCGAUGCUGAUCUUGACACUCGGACCCCUCCAGAGCUCAAAUUGGAGUACUAUGGAUGGACAAAGGACGAUCUGAGCAAGGAGUUCAAAAUCAACAGUAUCCUACCACGAUUCGUCGGCAAGGUCCCCGAUGACACUAUGACCCUCGGGCAGAUCAUUGACGAGCUCACAAGGAUGUAUUGCUCGCACAUUGGUGUUCAAUACGUUCACAUCACCGAUCGAGGACAGUGCGACUGGAUCAGAGAACGUAUCGAGGUCCCUCAACAAUGGAACUAUACGACUGAGGAGAAACGAAUGAUCCUCGACCGUACCAUGUGGUCUGAGCUCUUUGAGAAAUUCAUCGCGUCAAAGUACCCCAAUGAGAAACGAUUUGGAUUGGAAGGUUGCGAAUCUUUGAUCCCCGGAAUGAAAGCUUUGAUCGACCGAUCAGUCGACGCGGGAGUCAAAUCCAUCGUCAUUGGUAUGCCUCAUCGUGGUCGUCUCAACGUGCUUGGAAACGUCAUUCGAAAACCCAUCGAAGCCAUCUUGAACGAAUUCGCAGGAAACGCCGACAAGGAUGACUCGGGCGGUGGAGAUGUCAAAUACCAUUUAGGUGCCAAUUAUGUCAGGCCCACACCUUCCGGUAAAAAGGUAUCGCUGUCUCUCGUUGCCAAUCCCUCGCAUUUGGAAGCUGAGGACCCCGUCGUCCUUGGAAAAACCCGCGCCAUACAACACUUUGAAGACGACGAGUCUUCACACACUACGGCUAUGGGAGUCUUGUUGCACGGAGAUGCCGCAUUUGCGGGACAGGGUGUCGUCUAUGAGACAAUGGGAAUGCAGAACCUGCCAAAUUAUGGAACGGGAGGAACCAUUCACUUGAUCGUCAACAAUCAAAUUGGAUUCACAACCGAUCCUCGAUUUGCAAGAUCCACCCCUUACCCCUCUGAUAUCGCCAAGGCCAUAGACGCCCCCAUCUUCCACGUCAAUGGAGACGAUGUUGAAGCUGUCAACUUUGUCUGCUGUCUCGCUGCCGAUUGGCGAGCCAAGUUCAAGAAGGACGUGGUUAUCGACAUUGUCUGUUACAGACGAUACGGACACAACGAAACCGAUCAGCCUUCUUUCACUCAACCUUUCAUGUACAAGGCCAUCCAGAAACAACCGACCGUUUUGACCCUUUACACUGACAAGCUCAUCAAAGAGGGAACGUUCACCGAGAAGGAAGUCGAUGAACACCGACAAUGGGUGUGGGGAAUGCUGGAAAAGGCCCAGGACGCAGCUCGAGACUACACACCAUCGCCCAGGGAAUGGCUCUCUUCGUCUUGGGAAGGUUUUCCCACCCCCAAAGAGCUCGCUGAAAACGUCUUGCCCCAUCUCCCCACUGGAUCCGAUGAGCAUACUCUGAAGCGAGUUGGAGAGGUCAUCUCCAGCUUCCCAGAAGGCUUCACGCCACACAAGAACCUCGCCCGUAUCAUUGCUUCGCGUGGCAAGGCAGUCUCAGAAGGAAAGGGCAUCGACUGGUCCACGGCAGAGGCACUCGCAUUUGGCGCCUUGUGUCUUGAAGGGACUCACGUACGAGUCUCUGGUCAAGAUGUUGAACGAGGAACCUUUUCUCAGCGCCAUGCGGUCGUUCAUGACCAGGAGAAUGAACAGACCUACGUCGCGCUCAAACAUCUUGGAAGCGAACAGGGCUCUUUCACCGUCACCAACUCACACUUGUCUGAAUUUGGUACCCUUGGAUUCGAGCUCGGUUACUCGCUCGUCUCGCCAAACAGUUUGACCAUUUGGGAAGCUCAGUUUGGAGACUUUAGUAACAGUGCACAGGUUAUCAUUGAUCAAUUUAUUUCCUCUGGAGAAAGGAAAUGGCUUCAAAGAACCGGAUUAGUCAUGUCCCUCCCUCAUGGAUAUGACGGUCAAGGUCCUGAACAUAGUUCUGGAAAGAUUGAGCGAUUCCUGUCUCUCGUGGACGACGAUCCGAGAGUCUAUCCAUCGCCUGAGAAGCUGGAGAGGGCCCACCAGGACUGCAACAUGCAGGUGGUGUACCCAAGUACACCAAGCAAUCUGUUCCAUGUCCUCCGACGUCAGAAUUUGAGGGAUUUCAGAAAGCCCUUGAUUCUCUUCUUCUCCAAAUCUCUUCUUCGACAUCCUCUCGUCAAAUCAGACCUAUCAGAAUUCAUCGGCGACUCAAGCUUUCAGAGAUAUCUACCGGAAACGGGUACGGACGACCUCGUCCCUCCAGAGCAGGCUAGGCGGGUAUUGCUGUGUACAGGACAAGUAUACUAUCAACUACUCAAGGAGCGACAAGAAAAGGGUAUCAAGGAUGUCCACAUUGCCCGAGUGGAGCAACUCUCUCCUCUUCCAUACGAGCUCAUCAGCCCCGAUCUCGACAAAUAUGGUAAAGAUACCGAGAUCUUCUGGGUCCAGGAGGAACCACUGAACAAUGGAGCCUGGGUAUACAUUCAGCCUAGACUACAGCAAAUUCUGAAGAGAUCGGAGAAACAUGGGCAUAAAGUACCCAUUUACGUCGGACGUAAACCCAGUUCCAGUGUCGCUACUGGAAGUAAAAAGGCUCACGCCGCUGAAAUUGCGAUGAUCAACGAGCAGGCAUUCGCCCAGGGGUGAGUCAACCACCAGCUCAUCAGUUCAAAACGCCACAAGAAUCUGACUCAUGAUGGUAGCAAUCCUGAUGUCGUCGAUGGCGUCGUGGACGGUCCGGAAGACAAAGUGAUCAAGUCCCAGGCUGGAGAGACGGUUCGUUCUCGGGGCAGGCCUAAGAAGACCGCCGCCUGAAGGGGGGAAGAGGAAGAUAGAUGCAGGAGAAGCGGUUGCAGCUGACUGACACACCUCCUGCGUUGAGGAAUGCUCUCUCUCUCUCUCUUUCUAUUUCUACCUGACGAGGACCACAGCAUUCAUCCAGUGCGAAGCCAUGCAUCGCAUUUGACAGGGACU
Molecule: messenger RNA, 3544 nt
Organism: Kockovaella imperatae
Lineage: Eukaryota; Fungi; Basidiomycota; Tremellomycetes; Tremellales; Cuniculitremaceae
Product: Thiamin diphosphate-binding protein
Exons: 9
Coding region: 140-3217 (1025 amino acids)
Biological process (GO): tricarboxylic acid cycle
Cellular component (GO): oxoglutarate dehydrogenase complex; mitochondrion
Molecular function (GO): oxoglutarate dehydrogenase (succinyl-transferring) activity; thiamine pyrophosphate binding
Source: RefSeq, a predicted model, not a curated record